Molecule: messenger RNA, 1433 nt
Organism: Calidris pugnax (ruff)
Lineage: Eukaryota; Metazoa; Chordata; Aves; Charadriiformes; Scolopacidae
Gene: JCHAIN
Product: joining chain of multimeric IgA and IgM
Exons: 4
Coding region: 98-580 (160 amino acids)
Biological process (GO): humoral immune response
Cellular component (GO): pentameric IgM immunoglobulin complex
Molecular function (GO): immunoglobulin receptor binding
Source: RefSeq, a predicted model, not a curated record
GUUUAUUUUAGGAAACAAAGAGCUGUAUCAUUUGCACACACCCUUAUAGGCAGGCACCAGCUCUCCGCUGGCGUUCUUCAAAAGAAGGGAAGGCAAGAUGAGGAGCUCUUUGUUGCUGUGCGUGGCCUUGGCCGUCUCCUUGGGCUUCAUCCUGGUGGCAGGUUAUCCCCGGAACUCUGACAACGAUGAGUACGUGCUGGUCAACAACAAGUGUCAGUGCGUGACGGUGACCUCAAGGUUCGUCCCCUCCAAGGACAAUCCCAAUGAAGAAGUCCUGGAGAGAAACAUACGCAUCCUAGUCCCCCUGAAGGCUCGGGAGAACAUCUCUGACCCCCUGUCCCCACUCAGAACCACUUUUGUCUACCGCAUGACUGAACUGUGCAGAAAAUGCGAUCCCGUGGAAGUGGAGCUGGGUGGUGAGGUGUACCAGGCCCAGCAGAGCAACUUCUGCGACGAGCCUGAGACCUGCUACACCUACGACAGGGACAAGUGCUACACCACGACCUUCCCCUUCCUCUACCACGGCGAGAUAAAGAAAGUCCCAGCAGUUCUGACACCAGCUUCCUGCUAUGCUGAUUAGCUCCAGCCACGGCCCUACUAAUGCCUCGGUGUGGCCAGUGUUCCUAUCAAAAAUACAUCUAUAGCACCCUAGUACCUAGACGACAGUGCCCAAAAUACCAGCUCCCAGAGUAAUGCCAACUUGCAUCCCUAUUUUUUUCAACAGCAGACCAGUGCCAUCUCCCAAGAGAAGCUACUGGUUGUCAUAGACUCUGUUCUCAUAGCCCCAGCAUCCAUCUGCAAUGCCAUUAUUAUCUGUCUCAGACAUUAUCACUGCGUAGAGCAGAUCCUCAGUAGGUGUAAAUCAGUAAUUCCCUUGAAGACAAGGGAACUGCAGUGAUUUACAGCCCUGGGGAACCUGUCUUUUUGUCCAUCUUCCAUCAGCCUUCAUCUGAGCAUCUGGACAUCAGCAGGAAUGUCCAUGUACUUCCCCGCCUUGAGCAAUCUGUCCCUCUGCACAACCUUUAUACAAACCCCUUCAAUUACAUUAGCAGAAUUUGUGCCCUUACUCAAAGGCUGUUUUAGACUCACGUUUGAGAGAAAAGAUGAAGGAUGAGAACCAGAAAUUCAGACUUCAAAGUUAUUUUACACUUGGGCAUUCUAGCCCCUUCCAGCACUAAGGCAAUCGCAAGCUUCUAGUUUUCAGGUACAUUUGGAGAAAGAUGAAAAGAUGCCGCUACCCUGAAGUGUUCUGCAAAGCUGCCAGGGCCUCAGCUGUGCCGGGAAUAGCAAUCUCUUCUAGGACACCUUAGGUAUUCCACUUUCCAUGCUUAUGUGCUGAUAUCGCUGCCUUCUUCCAACUCUGCUCCCAGUUCUAUUGAUGAAAAAAAAAAAAAAAAGCAACCCAGGUUGGCUCAAAUUUAUUAAUUUUUUUU